ACUUGGUUCAGAACUCCUGUGGCCAGGAUCCGUACGGCGCGGUACGAGUGAGGUUUUUUUUGGUGUGAGCCUGCUACAGCUGCUGCUGUUACACACUAUUUGGAGUAGGGGUAGUUGUAGUACUCCAGGUGCUACGGAAGAACUGCAAGUUCAGGAUUCCGGGGAAUUCGGACUUCGAAGAAGUGAUUACAGAAUGUAAGCUCCAGCGCUGAAUUGUGAUGAAUUUCAGGUGAUACAGAAGGAGCUGAGCUGAAGAUAGCUGGAAAAAAGCAAAGGAAGCUGCAGGACGGCUACGGCUACGGAUGAUGAGUUGAUGUGAUGUGUGCUGAGCCCGGGUGUGGUACAUGGGAGGAGUACAGUGUGGGACGUGAAGCUGCUGCUUAGGGUCUCCAGUGAAUGUUUAAUGUAGUGGAAGCGACGAAAAGGAGAAGUUUGUGCGAUCCGUGUGUGGAACCAGUGUGCAGAUAAGUGUUGUGAGGAUUUAAACCCGCAGAAGGUUCCCAAAGCUGCGAGAGAAACAAGCUGACGAAGCUGAAGCUAUAAUCAAGCUCAACCCCCUUGUGGAUUACCGUACAGGAGAAGGACUCCCUGAAGAACGUCAAGCGGACGGAAACUUGUGUCCCUCGCCGGACGGACGGCGUCGCCUUUCAGUUGGUGGUCACCCCUCAAUAUCGCCAAAUGUCAUCAGGGCCAAAAAGCGGGGUCCAGCUUCUAAACAUCACACCCAAGAGUCACUCAAACUCAUAAAGCCACCACGACAGACCACCGCCACCGGGCGUGAUAAAAUAAAUAGCAAAACCAAUAAAUUUGUUCACACACGCUCUCACCGGACCUGACCCUAUUAGUCGCCGGACCUCCCGCACUGGUCACGAAAUACUAAAUUUAAAACAUGAAGGACCGUUUCCGGGUGAAUCGAAUUUCACGCGGCGCUCUGGAUGUCUGCUAAAGUGCGUGAUAAAUUAAGCUUUUGUGAAGUGCAGGUCACAAAUAGGGAUGUCUACCCGGGCGGUAUUAACACGGUUUAAUUCAAUUUUAAUGGUGGUACCCGGGUGAGGAAAGACACGGAAGAGCGGGGGGAUGUCAAAAAGGCAAUAAAUCCCCUUCGGUUUCAGCGAGGAAAAUUGAAAAUUGAAAACUGACAGCGCCGGUCGACAGGAAUUGAAAUCGAAAUCAAUAAAAAAAGAAGUGAAGUCGCGUGUAUGCUGCUUUUUUCCUGCGAAUUCUGGGUUUUCUAUUUCCGUUUGUAGUGUAAUUGAUGUGGAUUUCCAUGGAAAGCACACGUACAGUGCAAAACCGCAUCGACGUGCAGUUUCCUAGCAAAACGUUGCUGGUUGGGAAAAGUUUACUAUUGAUCAACCGAUAGAAAGGGGUUGAGGAAAAAAAACGCGGAAAUAAAUUGCACGUGAAAAAAAAACCCACUGAAAAUGGCCGAAACAAUUUGCGUCGUUGCGACCGGAAGUGUAUCGUGAAAAAGCAAAAAAAGAAUCGAACACAAAAGUCGAGUUCAAUUUGUACCAUAAUAGGAGUGUGUGAGUGAGUUGUGCACGGUUCAGGGGGGAUUUCACGAGGGAUUUUGCCACGGGGUGUGCAUGCACAAUUUUGAGACUCUUUUCCGACAGUGACAUGAUGGGUAGAUUACGGACGAGAUGGAUCCCGAGCCGGCGCAACGAGCGGACACGUGCGACUGCUAUAUGAUAAGAUCCUCUCAACAGCCAGUGUUGACAGCACCGACCGUCGUCGUUGUCCUCGCCGACACCAAAAACGACGCAGUCGGCAAGAACACUAGCAGCACCACCAACAACACCGGCAUCACUCUCCAACCACGAUGGUGCUGUACGAGCGGACCACGAUCGACAGCAUGCUGGCGCGGUACGUCACGUCCGCCACUGUCACCGCCGUGGACACGAUGGACGAUCUCUUCCUCAACAUCAGCUCGACGGCGGCGGCAGCCGGGUCCAACGAAACGGACAGCGUCGGGCCGGAACCGGAACCGACGUACUCGCUGCUACAGAUCAUCGUCCUGGGCAUCAUCGCGACGGUGCUGAGUAUACUGACCGUCGCGGGGAACGUGAUGGUGAUGAUAUCGUUCAAGAUCGACAAACAGCUGCAGACGAUCAGUAACUACUUUCUGUUUUCGCUGGCGAUCGCAGACUUUGCGAUAGGGCUGAUCUCGAUGCCGCUGUUCUCGGUGACGACCCUGCUCGGCUAUUGGCCGCUGGGACCCCACAUAUGCGACACGUGGCUAGCACUGGACUACCUGGCGUCGAACGCGUCCGUGCUGAAUCUGCUCAUCAUCAGCUUCGAUCGGUACUUUAGCGUGACGCGACCCCUCACAUAUCGCGCGAAACGAACCACGACUCGGGCCGCCAUCAUGAUCGGGGCCGCCUGGGGCAUCAGUUUGCUGCUGUGGCCACCCUGGAUUUACAGCUGGCCGUACAUCGAGGGCAAGCGAACCGUGCCGGAGAAGGAGUGCUACAUCCAGUUCAUCGAGACCAAUCACUACAUCACCUUCGGGACGGCCAUCGCGGCGUUCUACGUGCCCGUGACCGUAAUGUGCUUCCUGUACUACCGGAUAUGGCGGGAAACGAAGAAGCGCCAGAAGGAUCUGAAGAAUCUGACCGGCGACCGGAAAAAGGAUUCCUCCAAGCGGUCCAAUUCGAGUGAUGAGAACACGGCGGUCAAUCACUCGGGCGCGAUAGCGCAACUGACCAACGCCGAACCGGACGGCUGGCGGCGACCCCGGAGCGAGUCGUCGGCGGACGCCGAGAGCGUGUACAUGACCAACGCGGUCAUCUCGGACUCGGGCUAUGGCCACGGGAUGCUGUCCCGGCGGUCCAGCAUCGGCACCAACGGACUGCCGAAGAAGCCGGCCACCUUUUUCGGCGGCAUCAAGGAGUGGUGCAUCGCGUGGUGGCACUCGGGCCGGGACGACGCCGACGAGUACGCGUACGACGCCGAGGAGCCUUCGGAUCUUGGGUAUGCAACACCUGUAUCCAUAGAAACUCCCUUACCAAGCUCAGUUACCAGAUGCACAUCGCUGAACGUGAUCCGCGAUCCGUACGGGACGGGGACGGGGGGUCGGGGCAACGUGGUCAGCAUGAUCCCGGACAUUUCGCCGACGCCGAUGCGGCCCACGCUGCCCCCGAUGUCCCACCACCUGCAGGACAUGCAUGGACCAAGAGACUCGCGCUCACUUCCAAACAGCAACCGGCUCGGCUCGCGUUCCGUCAGCCAGGAUUCGGUUUACACGAUUUUGAUCAGGUUACCGCCCGAGGGUGGAUCCGGGGACGAGCGGGCGCCCUCGAUCAAGAUGAUUCAGGACGACGUGCCGAUGUCGAUGACGGUUCCUCCGAGGCGGCCACUUCCGACGCGGGACUCGGACUACAUCAUUCCGGUGGGUCGACGACAGUCGACGGCCACCACGGACAUUCGGCUUCCCCUUACGACCAAGAUCAUUCCGAAGCCGCUGUCCAAGGCGCAGCAGAUCCACCAAGCGAACAUGCUUCAGACGGCUCGGCAAGUCAAAAAGAAGAAAAAGUCCCAGGAAAAGCGCCAGGAGACAAAGGCGGCCAAAACUCUGUCGGCGAUCCUACUCAGCUUCAUCAUCACUUGGACGCCGUACAACAUCCUGGUGCUGCUCAAGCCCCUGACUGCCUGCACCGGUUGCAUCCCCCAGGAGCUGUGGGACUUUUUCUACGCGUUGUGCUACAUCAACUCCACCAUCAACCCGGUCUGCUAUGCACUGUGUAACGCGUCCUUCCGGCGGACGUACGUGCGCAUCCUGACGUGCAAGUGGCACACCCGGAACCGGGAAGCGAUGACACGGGGCGUUUAUAAUUAAGUUAGAACGAAAGAGCUCGGCUUGGCCAUGACUGGUUCGAAGGGAGGAGAGAGGGGGAUUGAUAGGCGAUAUUUUUCCCACUAAAUCCCCGGCAGUGGAAUUUUUCAAAUGACAAAACGCGAAAGCAUCUGGUGGUGCGGCGGUUUAAAUAUCCCACAGAGCCAGAGUCAGCUUAUGAUGACACACGUGACGUUGUGAAAGCUUCAUUGAUGGAUGGGUUAGGAUGAAUGGAUUUGGAUAGUAUCGAUGGGGUUGCAUUGUGUGUAACUGGGAGCCAUUAAUUAGGCCAACCAAAACGCUUGAGGGGUGGUAGAGUCUAGCGCAGCGUGGAAAAAGGCGCCCUCUGGCUGGGUUGCACUUAUCAAUGAAAAGUGACGUAAAAUAAUUAUUAUACUGUGGGAUUUUGAUUUUGGGCGGUUCAAUGGUGGGUGGAACCUUUCGAUUACUUUUCACAAUUGAAAACAAAAACUUCUUUUGAUUUUUGAUUUUUAUAAUACCAAUUGUUAACCAAGAAAUCAAGACAAGUAGUUAAUUAAAUAAUUCAAAUAGCCAAGAUCAUACAGCCAAUCACACAUAGCAAAGUUCUAUCAGGCAUCCAAUUUGCCUGCCAGGUAACAAAGAAACAAUUUAAGUCCAUCCAACUCGUUUCACCACAUCCCACACAUGUGAAAAAAAACUAUGAAGAAAUUUUCCAACAUUCCAUCGCAAAAUUUCGCUCCAGGAAUGAACAAAACGAAUCCCACCCAGAACAAACGGGUUGAAGUCGAAGAAAGAUAUUCUUCUGUAGAGCAGAUAAAGCCCUUCCAGUGGAUGUAAUAAGGUGGAAGAAACAUAAAAUACAGCUCUUUUCCAUUUAGCUUUCAUCACCUGAGGCCGAAACGAAACGAAGCGAUGUUGAAUUCCAAGUCCUCCAGCCGAAUCCUGCUCGCCUCAAGGCUCAUGUGGAUUUGCUUCUCUGUAUGAGCUUCCUUUAGGCGACGAAGUAAAACAGUGUUCCUGGGAAAGCAUCCAUUCGUAGAUAAAAACUUUUCCACAAAUUCCAACAAAAAAAAAAACCCUUGUUAGCCGCGAGGGCCCCUCCUGAGGCGAGAGUUCCGAUUACUUUCCCUUGAGACGUCGUCAAGAGCCAACUUCCAAAUUGAACACACUGCACUGGAAAGUGUGCUCGAAAGCGUGAAAUAGUUUUUCUUUGUGAGGCGAGAAUGGAGAAUCGUAUUCGAACUUUCCACCCUUUUCUAGGCCAUCAGGCAACAAUCCCGUCCAUUCUUCCCGGUUAGCCAUGUGUGAACGGGCAGAACUUGCGAUUCGCCCCCGGAGAAAUCUGACCAAAGGCGUUCGCGCCAGUCAAGUGAUUCAACGUCAUUUCCCUUCCCGACACUCUCGGAGUUGGUGAAAAGGCGGAAAUUCAUUUCUGCUUGAGAGCAAUUCUCUACGAAAUCGGUCUUUUUUCUUCAAUUUUAAUUUUUGUAUUUUUUAAUCCGACUGAAACUUUUUUGGUGCCUUCGGUAUGCCCAAAGAAGCCAUUUUGCA
Messenger RNA from Culex quinquefasciatus (southern house mosquito), 5371 nucleotides. It is a transcript of the gene mAChR-A, whose product is annotated as muscarinic acetylcholine receptor DM1. The record is from RefSeq and is a predicted model, not a curated record. The transcript has 6 exons. Gene Ontology annotation, cellular component: synapse; dendrite; plasma membrane. NCBI's taxonomy places the organism in Eukaryota, Metazoa, Arthropoda, Insecta, Diptera, Culicidae. Gene Ontology annotation, molecular function: G protein-coupled acetylcholine receptor activity; G protein-coupled serotonin receptor activity. Bases 1826 to 3841 code for a protein of 671 amino acids. Gene Ontology annotation, biological process: adenylate cyclase-inhibiting G protein-coupled acetylcholine receptor signaling pathway; G protein-coupled receptor signaling pathway, coupled to cyclic nucleotide second messenger; chemical synaptic transmission.